CAAAAUCGAUCAGCAGGCAGCAGUAGAUUUCAACAUGUCUGCCGUCGGCUGUCAGUAAAGGAGGUAUUUGUUUUCAACUCAGCAGCGGAUCCGUGAGCUCGGUGAAGAACAGACGAGGUGCUCUCAUGGCUCAGUGCGUGCAGUCAGUGCAGGAGUUCAUCCAGGACUCGUUCGUGCCGAUGGUGGCCGUCCUGUGCAGCGAGGAUGCGGAGAGAGUGACCCGCAAAAACAGCCUGAGCUUCCCCGAGCUGCUGCGGCCUUUCUGCCGCCUGACGUCCGAGGGUCACCUGCGUGACCCCAAUAACCAGGUGGUUGUGGUGAAGGGCCUCCGGAUCAGCGUGACUGGGAUCAACACACGGCCUCCACAGACCCCAGAGAUGCACAGACUCCUCAGCCAGGCGGUCUCUGUCUGCCAGCCUCCUGAAGGAUCGCCCGCCAACGUCAUCACGGCUGGAGACUACGACCUCAACAUCAGCGACCGCACGGUCAAAGCGAGCGUUCCCUGGUACUCUGACUGGAAAGAAACACUCACCCAGCUGAGCUCGUCCAAGUACUACACAGCAACAACACCAUGGUUUGAGACUUAUCGGGAGAACUUCCUGCAGUCCAUGCCAGCAUCAGAGCACGAGUUCCUCAACCACUACCUGGCCUGUAUGUUGGUGGUGUCGUCCUGUGAGGCGGUGCCGACAGAGCAGUUCCUCAAGCUGUCACAGGAACAGCACCGAAUCCAGCACAGUGGGGAAUACACUCAUCCCAAAUGGUUUAUCCCCAACACGCUCAAAUAUUAUGUCCUGCUUCAUGAUAUCAGUGAAGGAGACGAGCAGAGGGCGGACUCUGUGUACGAGGACAUGAAACAGCGGUAUGGUACUCAGGGCUGCUAUCUGCUCAAGAUAAACUCCAGGAGUGGUAGCACUGGUGCGGACGAACAGAUGCCGGACCCCUGGAGUCAGUACUUACACAAGACCAGCAUACACAACCCUGAGCUAUAUGAAGAAUCUGCAGUGAGUAAUGCGGUUGAAAACAACAUCGGCGCAGAGGAAGAUGGUCUUGAUCCCUCCAUUAGAGAUGACAAUGAGACUCAUCCUCUGCAGCUGGACCAGCCCACUGAUGCCGGUUACCCUAGCAACAACGCCAGUCAGUCUGUAAACAAUGUGGAUAUGACGAGGCCUCAAAAACAGGCCAGCGUGACCUCUCACACCACCCCGACCCCUCGAGGAACCUGCCUGACCCUGAACGACCACGACCACAUCCGGCAGUUUAUCCAGGAGUUCACCUUCAGAGGAUUAUUGCCGCAUAUCGAGAAGAACAUACGACAGCUAAACGACCAGCUUGUCUCAAGAAAAGGUCUGAGCCGAUCUCUUUUCUCUGCCACUAAGAAGUUGUUUGGUGGAGGGAAGGUCCCAGAGAAGAGUAUUGCUGAACUAAAGAACACUGCAGGGCUGCUCUAUCCCUCAGAGGCUCCAGAGCUUCAGAUCAGGAAGAUGGCCGACCUCUGCUUCCUCGUUCAGCACUAUGAGCUGGCCUACAACUGCUACCACACUGCCAAGAAGGACUUCCUCUCUGACCAGGCCAUGCUGUAUGCCGCUGGAGCACUGGAGAUGGCUGCUGUCGCUGCCUUUCUGCAGAGUGGGGCACCCAGGCCGUACCCAGCACACUACAUGGACACGGCCAUUCAGACCUACAGAGACGUGUGCAAAAACAUGCUAUUGGCUGAGCGGUGUUGUCUUUUAAGUGCUGAGAUUUUGAAGAGUCAGACCAAAUACUCAGAUGCCGCCACACUUCUGAUCAAGAUGACCAGUGAGGACUCUGACCUGCGGAGCGCACUCCUGUUGGAGCAGGCGGCUCACUGCUUCAUUAAUAUGCGUGGCCCCAUGGUGAGGAAGUUUGCCUUCCACAUGAUACUUGCUGGUCAUCGUUUCAGCAAAGCUGGACAGAAGAGACAUGCAUUGAGGUGCUACUGCCAGGCUUUGCAGGUGUAUAAAGGUAAAGGUUGGGCACUGGCUGAAGAUCACAUCAACUUCACCAUCGGUCGGCAGUCCUUCACUCUGCGGCAGCCAGACAACGCAGUGGCCGCCUUCCGGCACAUUCUCAUCAACGACAGCAAACAGUCGGCUGUACAGCAGACUGCUUUCCUCAGGGAAUACCUCUAUGUGUACAAGAAUUACAGCGAGAAACAAGCCGCAACGCAUGUCUCUUUGGAUCAGGAGUUUGACCGGGAUCUUUCCCCGCUGUGGAGGGAGUUGGAGGAGCGGGUCGUCGCCGUGGUGAAUAGAGGGGCAGUUCCCAUCACCUUCCAGCCCUCCCAAUGCUGUCUGAACAGUCAGACAGACAACCUCAGAUACCCCCUCGCUGUUGUGGAGGAGCCCAUCAUUGUGGAGGUGGUUUUCCGGAACCCCCUGAAGAUUCCCUUGGCUCUGUCGGCUCUGUGUCUGCUGUGGAAGUUUACUCCGAAAGACUUCUCAGACCCUCAGGGCAACACAGCCGGAGAAACCAUCACCAAUGAGAAAGCAUCUUUGAAAGAAACCAUGGCCCUCAAUGACAUCAUUGAUACGCAAGUCAUUCCAGAGUUCACCAUAAGUCCAGAGGAGACCAAAGUGGCCCGUUUGAAGUUGCUUCCUCAUAAGACCGGAGAGUUGCAUGUUCUUGGUGUGGUGUACAACCUGGGCACUGGAGAAGUAGACAACAGUGAAGGCUCGCUGGCCGAGGAUCUGAUGUGUGUUCGUGGACAGCAGAAUCUGGAGAUCCAGGGACCCAGACUCAAUAUGACCAAAGAAGAAAAGACUUCCGUCACAUAUGGACCAGAUCACCGCCUGGACCCCAUUAUCACUCCUCUUAUGCCCUUAUUGGAGGUGUUUUUCAUUAACUUCCCCACUGGUUUAUUGUGUGGUGAGAUCCGAAAAGCGUGGGUGGAGUUUGUGAAUGUGAGUGCAGUCCCUCUCACUGGUCUUCGGGUGGCGUCCACACACCCAGAGUUCUUCACGUUCGGGAGUGCCGCCUCUGACCUCACCCCAGUGACCCCCACAGCAGCAGAGCACUGUUCUGCAUACAAGACUGUGGCCAUGCCCCCAUCAGUGGAGAUCGUGUCGCUCGUGUCUCCAGCAGCGUUUGGGGUCACCAGCGGUGACCGGCCAGUAGUGGCAGAGAUUCCUUUAUCACAAGGUGUGUUGGGACCUGGGGAGGCGUUGCAGAUCCCAUUAUGGCUCAGGGGGCCCGACCGAGAGGGUGUCCAUGAAAUCAACUUCCUCUUUUACUAUGAGAGUACAGAGAAGACCGCCAAACUCAGUCACAGGGUCCUUCGACACACGGCUUUCAUCUGCGCAAGCCGAUCUCUCAGCGUCAGAGCCACGGCCAGCCGCAGCAACACACUGCACAGCAGAGAGAGAGAGACCGAAGAACGGCAGGAAGGAGAGGAGAAGAACGGCAGCAUGUUGGUCUUUGUGGACGUGGAGAACAUUAACACAAGCGAAGCAGGUGUUCGUGAGUUUCACAUAGUUCAAGUGUCCAGCAGCAGUCGGCAGUGGAGGCUGCACAAGUGCAUCAACCCUGUGGGAGAUAAAGACUCUAAGCUGGCCAGCAGGGAGAGGGGGAAGCUGUGCUUCAAAGCCACCAGAUGCAGAACAGAGGAAGCUACCUCAGAAAAAUACACCUUUGCCGAUCUCAACCUUGGCAACGAACAAAUUGUGAGCUCUACCACUCCAUGUGCUGAUUUUUUCUUCCGGAGAGGUCUGCCCUCUGAACCCAGGAGAGGGGGCGUUUCCACAGGCGGUGCUAGUCAAAUAUGGAGACAGAGCGGGACUGAUGACGGUGUGACAAAUAUUGUCAAAAAAUGCAGUGAAGUAGAGCUUGACAUCAUCGUCCUCUGGAAGGCAUAUGUUGUGGAGGAUAACAAACAGCUGAUUUUAGAGGGGCAGCUUCACGUUGCACUGCAAACCAUUGGCAAAGAGGCCUGCUCGCUCUCGCAGAAAGAGGAAACUCAGGAAUGGUGUGUGGGAUUAAGCAGGUUGAAGCUCUGA
Molecule: messenger RNA, 4013 nt
Organism: Sinocyclocheilus rhinocerous
Lineage: Eukaryota; Metazoa; Chordata; Actinopteri; Cypriniformes; Cyprinidae
Product: trafficking protein particle complex subunit 8-like
Exons: 28
Coding region: 126-4013 (1295 amino acids)
Cellular component (GO): TRAPPIII protein complex
Molecular function (GO): protein binding
Source: RefSeq, a predicted model, not a curated record